Messenger RNA from Emys orbicularis (European pond turtle), 882 nucleotides. RefSeq names its product low density lipoprotein receptor adapter protein 1-A-like. NCBI's taxonomy places the organism in Eukaryota, Metazoa, Chordata, Testudines, Emydidae. The transcript has 10 exons. Bases 1 to 882 code for a protein of 293 amino acids. The record is from RefSeq and is a predicted model, not a curated record.
AUGGAGGCGCUGCGGGCGGCGGGACGGGCCGUGCUGCGGAGCCCCCGACUCGCCCGCCACGGCCUGGGGCUCUGCUGGCACCGCAAGCUCCCGGAGAACUGGGCCGACAUGCAGGAGCCCCUGCUGGAGGGGAUUGGCUUCACACUCAAGUACCUGGGCAUGACGCUGGUGGAGAAACCCAAAGGAGAAGACAUGGCAGCCAAUGCCAUCCGUCGGAUCAUCACUAUGGCUCGCGUGGGAGCCAAGAAAUUCCAGAAGGUGAUUCUGACUGUCUCUCCGAGGGGCAUCUCACUGCAGGAUGCUGAGACCAAGGAGAUGAUAGAGUGUGUCUCCAUUUACAGGAUUUCCUACUGCACCACGGACAAGCUGCAGAACAAGGUGUUUGCCUACGUGGCGCAGAGCCCGCAGAGUGGGGCGCUGGAGUGCCAUGCCUUCCUCUCAUCCAAGAAGAAGAUCGCCCAAGCCGUGACUCUGACUGUGGCUCAAGCCUUCCAGGUGGCGCUAGAUCACUGGGAAACAGCACAGGCAGGCUCUGUGCAGGAACAGUCCCACCCUGAGUGUACCCUGGAGAACAACAGGCCAGGCAGCACAAGGGAGCCAGCUCCGGUCCCCACGGGGAGCACCCCAUUCAAACACCACUUUGAGGAGGAGGAGGAGGAGGAGGAGGAAGACGAUGAUCUCAAUGAAGCCUUUUCUGGCUGCACUGAGGAGGGCACUCAAGACACAGCAGACUUUGUGUCUCCCACACCAGGAGGCAGCUCGUCCAUCAUGCGCUUACCACAGAGCUGGGCCCCACCUGGAGUGCCCCCGACACAGCGGGAUGAAAUGGGAUGGGGGCACUGGAGGCCAAGCACCCACCUGCCCCAAGGGACCUUCCUCUAA